Molecule: messenger RNA, 893 nt
Organism: Dissoconium aciculare CBS 342.82
Lineage: Eukaryota; Fungi; Ascomycota; Dothideomycetes; Mycosphaerellales; Dissoconiaceae
Exons: 3
Coding region: 1-549 (182 amino acids)
Source: RefSeq, a predicted model, not a curated record
AUGUACGGGAAGAGGAUCCGCGAUUCGUCGACCUGCCUGGGCUACAUUAGCUGGAGCGACGACCUACAGUCCGUCUCGUACAAGGACGUCCGCGAUCUCGACAUAGAAGCCUUCCGCGGCUUCAUCCGGGGGCAGAUCACGAAGGCGCAGAGCUUGCUAGAGGAGCUGCUACUUAUGCAUCCCGACGAGACGCGCGAACAUCUCGACACUCUAAACCUCGUCGCGAAUAGAGACAAGGCCGAUCCUUCGCCGUUUCUCUGGGCCAAAGUACCGAUUCCGAAGAGCACGCGCAAAAGCGCGCCGGAGAACAACGGCCAAGCAGUAUAUAGUGAAGUACAGGAGUGCUGGGACAGCGCCCGGCUGACCCGUGUCUUAACUCGCGAGUUCCAGGCCGAGCUCGGCCUAAAGUCGCUAUCUCCCGCAAGCACCUACCGUGCGGCGGAUUCAAGCGUGAUUACGGCCUCGAGGAUACUAAGUUUGACUAGCAGUCGGGCUACGCUUUAUGGACGGCAGGCUCUAUCUAUGCCCGUGGAAUUGCGGAGGCAGUAGGGCAGGUCGAAGAGCGGAAGGCAGAAUACCGCAAGGUUAGCUAAGAGUGGCAUCGCUUUCUCGGCUUUCUUCUAGCGUCGCUACCGCCGCGCAAACGCCCUCUCAACGAGAUUACAAACCCGGCAGGAGUAGUAGUGUCUAAACGAACAAAGACAGCCGUAGAAGCGGACGUACUAGAGAUAGCAUAGGAGUACUAGUAGGACAAGAAAGAGCAUAUACAGCAAGGUAAAGCUGUAUACGUAGAGAAGGAAAAAUACUAUAUAUGUAUAAAAGGUUAUGAAUGUAUAUAUAAUUAGAGUCGUUUUGAAUGUAGCGAAGGGAUCUUCGGCGGCGGCUAUAACGAC